AUGGCUCUUCUGCACAUAGCCUUCAACUUGGAGGACAGUCGAUACGUACGGCCUGGUACAGCACUAGACGUACUCCGUCAACAAGCGAUUCCACUCGGGCCCACUGAGCGAGCGCAAUUACUUAUGACUCCAGCUUUCUGGAAGAGGCGCAAUUGGAUGUGGCAGCGCGUGGAUCUUCGAAUGCGCCUUCGCCUCGGGAGGAUAACCAAUACCGCUUCUUGGCCUUCGUGCAGACAGAUGGGAAGCUCUGGGGAGCUGGAUGGAGGACUGAAUGGACCUCUGUUCCGAGGAGUACUUGGGGAAGACGAGGACAUCUUAAGCGAGCAGGGGCUGGCGCUCACUGUUCGGGACUUCUUGGUUUCUGCUGACCAGAUUGAAUGCAAUGAGAUGAGUAUCGUCGCUGUCACGGGGUCUGAAGCUUCUGCACAAGGUUGA
Molecule: messenger RNA, 435 nt
Organism: Aspergillus terreus NIH2624
Lineage: Eukaryota; Fungi; Ascomycota; Eurotiomycetes; Eurotiales; Aspergillaceae
Exons: 1
Coding region: 1-435 (144 amino acids)
Source: RefSeq, a predicted model, not a curated record